Messenger RNA from Microcebus murinus (gray mouse lemur), 1770 nucleotides. The record is from RefSeq and is a predicted model, not a curated record. Lineage: Eukaryota; Metazoa; Chordata; Mammalia; Primates; Cheirogaleidae.
AUCCCCAGCAAAGCGGAAGUCCGGUGGGCUGAGGACAAAAGAUGCUGCUUCCUCACCUACCUUCCAUCUGGUGGACCUGAGCCUAAUCUCUGGGACAAAUAUGGUGGGUGCAAAAGCCAUCACAGUCCCCAGCACCUCCCUGGGCCUGGCACAGCAACACAGCGAAGUCAGCAGUGUCACGGUGAAAUCCCCUUUCUAUCAGGUGUCCUGCUGUGGGCCUGUUCCUUGUACCAGCUGCUGCCACUCCAGGUGGCCCUCUCUCACAGAGUCUACUUGUAGCCGCCUGUUCUACAUCCUCCUCCAUGUGGGAGCCUCAGCAGUCUGCUGCCUCCUGCUGUCAAGGACAGUAGUGGAAAAGGUCUGGGGCAAGGCACAUGGGAUCCAGAUGCCUUCAGGGUUGUGUGUCCACCUGUUUGGCCACUCUGACUGUCCAGUGCUCAGUGGCUCUGGGGCUGUGUACCGCAUAUGUGCAGGAACCGCCACCUUCCACCUACUGCAGGCUGUGCUGCUGGUCCACCUCCACUCCCCCACCAGCCCACGGGCACAGCUGCAUAAUAGCUUCUGGCUCCUCAAGCUGCUGUUGCUGUUAGGUCUAUGUACUGUUGCCUUCUGCAUCCCUGAUGAGCAUCUCUUCCCAGCCUGGCAUUACAUUGGCAUCUGUGGAGGCUUCACAUUCAUCCUACUGCAGUUGGUGCUUAUCACAGCCUUUGCCCAUUCCUGGAACAAGAACUGGCUGACAGGUGCAGCCCAAGACUGCAGUUGGUUCCUAGCUGUGCUGCUGGCCACCCUAGGAUUCUACAGCAUGGCAGGUGUGGGAGCUGCACUCCUGUUCCAACACUACACGCACCCCGCUGGCUGCCUGCUCAACAAGAUGCUGAUUAGUCUGCACCUUUGCUUCUGUGGCCUCCUCUCCUUCCUCUCCAUCGCUCCUUGCAUCCGCCUCAAGCAACCUCGCUCUGGCCUUCUACAAGCCUCUGUCAUCAGCUGCUAUAUCAUGUAUCUGACCUUCUCUGCACUGUCCAGCCGUCCUCCAGAGAGAGUAAUCCUUCAAGGACAGAAUCACACCCUGUGCCUGCCUGGCCUGAGUAAAAUGGAAUCCCAAACACCAGAUACCUCAAUAGCAAUGUUGAGUGCUGGCAUCAUGUAUGCUUGUGUACUUUUUGCUUGCAAUGAGGCUUCCUACCUGGCUGAAGUAUUUGGACCCCUGUGGAUUGUCAAGGUUUACCGCUAUGAAUUCCAGAAGCCCUCACUCUGUUUCUGCUGCCCUGAAACAGUGGAGGCAGAGGAAGGGCAAAGGGCUGGAGCUGCCAGGCCAGUUGACCAAGAGACCCCUCCAGCUCCUCCAGUGCAAACCCAGCAUCUUUCCUACAGCUAUUCUGCCUUCCACUUCGUCUUUUUCCUAGCCUCACUCUACGUCAUGGUUACCCUUACCAACUGGUUCAGGUAGGAUGAAGGUGGGCCUGAGAUACUCUUCUGAAAACAUACAUAUUUUAGGGAAAGAACAAUUCAAGGCCAUUCCAAACCAAAUGAAUCUGCCAUAAUCUUUCAUGGGGAGGGGAGGUAGGGGAGGUCUGAAAGUUAAGGCCCUGCAGGUUUAUCUAACUAGAGCCUUUGGUUCCACAGCUAUGAAGGAGCAGAACUGGAAAAAACCUUCACAAAGGGUAGCUGGGCUACCUUCUGGGUCAAGGUUGCUUCCUGCUGGGCCUGUGUACUCCUCUACCUGGGGCUGCUACUGGUACCAUUCUGUUGGUCCCCCACCCAGAACUCCCA